AUGGAUGCCUAUGAGAAACUCGAGUGUAUUGGUGCGGGGACCUACGGUCAAGUGUAUAUGGCCAAGGAUAAAGCGACGGGAAACGUCGUAGCUAUCAAGAAAAUUCGUAGUCUAAAUGAGGUCCAAGGGCUGCCAGUGACCACGAUUCGGGAAAUUAAAGUUCUUAAAUGCCUUAACCAUCCUAGCAUUGUGGACAUGAAAGAAGUGGUAGUCUCAUCCGAGAAUGACGAUGACGAUGCCGAGUUUACAGAGAAAGAUGAACCGCUUGAUUAUUGUCAUGGAUCUAUUUACUUGGUGUUGGAGUACCUAGAACACGACUUGACAGGUUUAAUUGACCGUCAGCACUUUUUUGAUGAUACCGAGAUCAAGUGCUUGAUGAAGCAAUUGCUAGAAGUUAUGAAAUAUAUGCAUUCUAUCGACAUUAUUCAUCGAGAUAUUAAAUGUUCUAAUCUUUUAAUGACGAGGGAUCACUUGCUAAAGGUAGCAGACUUUGGCUUAGCGCGCUCUUUGCGUGGAGACCAGCUUUUUACCAACAAAGUGGUCACACUGUGGUACCGCCCACCAGAGCUGCUUCUUGGUGCUACAAGCUAUGAUGCUAGUAUUGACAUGUGGAGUAUUGGUUGCGUGUUUGCUGAAUUAUAUAUCGGUCAUCCCAUAUUUCAAGGCAAGACAGAACUUGAGCAAAUAACGAAGAUCUUCGACAUUUGCGGAACCCCAACAACCGAGUCGUGGCCAGAUUACAAGUUUCUGACACAUAGUAGCACGUUUGUCCCUGACAAACCAAAACCUAAGCGUUUGCGUGAACAUUUAAUGCGCGAAACUUCAGCAAGAAAGAGAAUCUUGCCAAAAGGGGCUCUAGAGUUGAUUGAGGCGCUUCUCGUUCUGGACCCGGAACAGCGUCUAACUGCAGGUGACUGCCUUAAAACGCUGUACUUUCAAGCUCGUCCUUAUGCUCCGGAUGAUCCAAGGAAGCUUCCUCCAAUCACAAAUCUUCCUCCGUCUCACGAAUACCAGACGAAAAAAAUUCGGCGCGAGCAGGCCAAACAGCAAAACAGUGGAGCUAUAAGUAGUCACAAUAACGUUGGAGUCAGUAGUGGACGAGCAUCACGACCAAAUAGUCCACUCAGAUCAAGCGGUGGAGGUCGUUCAAGACAAAGUCAUCCGAGAGAAAGAGACAGCACAGAAGUGUCGGUGAAAACCGAAAUGAAGAGAGAGGAAGACCAGUCAUUAUCCGCCAAAAAACGGCGACGACUAGCAUAG
Messenger RNA from Plasmopara halstedii, 1260 nucleotides. RefSeq names its product cmgc cdk crk7 protein kinase. Gene Ontology annotation, cellular component: nucleus; cyclin-dependent protein kinase holoenzyme complex. Gene Ontology annotation, biological process: positive regulation of transcription elongation by RNA polymerase II; protein phosphorylation. The coding region runs from base 1 to 1260 and encodes 419 amino acids. The transcript has 6 exons. The record is from RefSeq and is a predicted model, not a curated record. Lineage: Eukaryota; Oomycota; Peronosporomycetes; Peronosporales; Peronosporaceae. Gene Ontology annotation, molecular function: RNA polymerase II CTD heptapeptide repeat kinase activity; cyclin-dependent protein serine/threonine kinase activity; ATP binding.